Messenger RNA from Lobosporangium transversale, 900 nucleotides. RefSeq lists its product as hypothetical. The annotation marks the transcript as partial. Gene Ontology annotation, cellular component: MUB1-RAD6-UBR2 ubiquitin ligase complex. Gene Ontology annotation, biological process: establishment or maintenance of cell polarity; ubiquitin-dependent protein catabolic process. NCBI's taxonomy places the organism in Eukaryota, Fungi, Mortierellomycota, Mortierellomycetes, Mortierellales, Mortierellaceae. The record is from RefSeq and is a predicted model, not a curated record. The transcript has 2 exons.
AUGAGAGAACCAAAUUUCUCUUUUCCAAGCCAAAACAGAGCUGCCAUAUGCAUCUCAAGCUCCAUGUACGACAGACGUGCCCUUGACUGCACAGACUAUAUCCCACUCAUUAACACCCUCACCAACCUCGCUUAUCUCACUGGCUCCACACCUACCAUCCGUGAAUUCAUUACCCGUGAUGGAGGCUUGGAGCGCCUUGUCACUAUCCUCAAGCACACUAAAGUUCAUGAUAAGAAGAACGGUCUCAAGUGGACCCUCGCUUUUCAAUGCGUGGUCAAUAUCGGUAUUCGUGGCACAGAACAUAUCCGUAAGCGAGUCGUCCAGGCUGGUAUGGUUCCAGUUAUCGUCAAUGUCUUGGAGAGCUUCUUCACUGUCCUUAAAACUGUCAGCGAUGAGAACGAGCGACGGAGAAUGCUGCGACGAGCAGAAGCUGUACAGCAGAAUUCACAGCCAAUCAUUACCAACGGAGAGCUCUCUACAGACCAAGACCCACAGCUUUCAACCGCACCCUUAUCACAACUACCACAAUUUUUUUACCGCGAAGAUGAUAUUCUUCAUUCACUUCAGCUUCUGGCAUAUCUUUCAAAAUAUCCAUCGCUUCGUUCAGCGUUCCACACGGAUACAGGAUCAAAUGUCUUUGCCAUUGUAGAAAAGUUCACAAACAAAGCCAUGUAUCCAGUGGAGAUUCAAUAUUGGGCCGGCGUCAUUAUGCGAAAUGCCUGUCGUAAAGAUGAUUCGAGAAAAGGUAUUCGGCAGUGUGCGUACAUUGGCUGUGGCAAAUGGGAAACUCAACCACGUGAAUUCGCAAAGUGUCGUAGAUGUCGCAAGGCAAAGUACUGUAGUAAGCAAUGCCAGAGUAAAGCAUGGAAUGAAGGUCAUCGCUGGUGGUGCGUCGAAAAG